Molecule: messenger RNA, 1285 nt
Organism: Oldenlandia corymbosa var. corymbosa
Lineage: Eukaryota; Viridiplantae; Streptophyta; Magnoliopsida; Gentianales; Rubiaceae
Source: the annotation of a GenBank genome assembly
CGAGUGUACAUUUCAGUUCAACGCAGAAUCAAAAUAAAGCGAGAAAUUGUAUGCAAAUUUGUGGUUCAUCAGUCUAUGGCUUCUCCUGCAUUAUCAGCUAGCAGCUACUACUAUGCCGUCACUCCUGCGUCAUCAACCUCCUCCAGCAAGUUGUUCUUCAACAAAUAUGGAAAUGGGCUGAAGAACAGGUGUAAUGUGAACCCUUUCAGAAUCAGAGCUUCCUCUGAAGAUGAUGCUGAUUGCAACACUGAAGAAUGUGCUCCUGACAAGGAGGUUGGGAAAGUAAGUGUGGAAUGGUUAGCUGGGGAGAAAACUAAAGUUGUUGGUACAUUUCCUCCACGUACUCGUGGAUGGACAGGAUAUGUAGAGAAGGACACUGCUGGCCAGACCAACAUAUACUCUGUUGAGCCUGCAGUUUAUGUGGCAGAGAAUGCAAUAAGCUCUGGGCAGGCAGGUUCAUCUUCUGAUGGAUCAGAGAACACUCUAGCAAUUGCCGGUUUCCUUGCUUUGAUCUCUGUUGCUGCUGCUUCAUCUAUACUUAUUCAGGUGGGAAAAAACGCUCCGAUCCAGACACUGGAAUAUUCUGGGCCAGCCUUGAGCUACUUCAUAAACAAGUUUAAGACAACAGAAGUUGUUGAACCCUUGGCUCCCAUUGAAACCACGAAUCCUAGUUCCUCACAACCAGAGGCUUCAGCGCCCAUUGAUACUGUAGUUUUGACUUCGUCGCAAUUGGAAAACUCAAAUCUUGAAGCCCCCGAAGUGCAAGUUGAACCUGAACCUCUGCCAGACACUUCCGGAUCUAAUCCUAGUGUAUCUUAGGUCGUUUUCUAGAUAUUGAAAUGCUACAUUCUUCACCUUAAAGAUAAAGCUUGUUGUAUCUGCUACAUUCUUCUAUGUAUAAAAUAUAGCAAUUUUUCCUAUAGCAUUUUUAUAGCAUUCCUUAUAAGCAUUUGUCAUGUCAAAUUUUACUAUUUACGGGCCACAAAAGGGGAUAUAAGGUGUUUACUGGUAUAUAAAAAGACAGAUUUCAAGUUAGGUUCAGUUUCAGUUACACACUCUCAUUGAUAAAUGCUCUUGUGAAAAGCAAUUUCCACUUUGCUUUGUGUGACUCUCUCUUUAAUGAACUACACCUCAAACAAUGGAAUGCAUUGUAAAAGGAAUUCCACAGGAGAUAAAAUGCAGAUUGCUCAACUGCGCAACAAGUUGAAGAGUGAUAUGCAGUAUUUUCAUCAGCUUGGAUUCAGACUGAUGAUUUAAUUUUCUGUCUGGUUCAGUUCAUUGUUAA